AUGCUAUCGGGCCAUGAGAUCCCAGUCAUCGGAUACGGGUCUUACAUGAUCGCUCCAGGCACGACCGAAAAGGUCGCCGCCGAGGCACUCAAGGCCGGUUUCCGCCAUAUUGACUCGGCCAUUAUGUACGGAAACGAGAAGGCCUGCGGCCGAGCCCUGAACAAUUCGGGAAUCGACCGCUCUCAGCUAUUCUUCACCACUAAGAUCCCGCCCGGGUCAAUGGGAUAUUCGCGGACAAGACGGGCCGUGGACUCGAGUCUGCGAGAGGCAGGACAGAACUAUUUCGAUCUAAUUCUCAUUCACGCCCCCUUUGGUGGCAAAGAGGCCCGACUCGGAUCGUGGCGCGCACUGGUCGAAGCUCAGAAAGCAGGUAAGACCAAGUCCAUCGGUGUGUCCAACUAUGGUGUCCACCAUCUCGAAGAGCUAGAAGAUUACAUCAAAAACGGAGGCGGCGGUGAGAUUUCCGUCGGUCAGUGGGAGUUGCACCCUUGGCUGGAUCAUUCUGAUAUCACAGAGUGGUGCCAUAAGCGUAAGAUUAUCGUCGAGGCGUACUCACCUCUGGCGCAUGGUGAGCGGCUUCGGGAGCCGGUGUUGAAGAGUCUCGGGCAGAAGUAUGGCAAGAGCCCGGCUCAGGUUUUGAUUCGAUGGAGUUUGCAGAUGGGAUUCCUGCCUCUGCCAAAGUCGGAAACUCCGCAGCGGAUCAAAGAGAACACGGAGGUGUUUGACUUCGAGCUAUCUGCAGAGGAUAUGAAAAUGUUGGAAACUGGGGAGUAUUCUCCGACUGAUUGGGAUCCGACUGUGGAUGUGGAUUAA
Penicillium maclennaniae is the source of this 813-nucleotide messenger RNA. Its product is annotated as aldo/keto reductase family protein. Gene Ontology annotation, molecular function: oxidoreductase activity. The record is from RefSeq and is a predicted model, not a curated record. Lineage: Eukaryota; Fungi; Ascomycota; Eurotiomycetes; Eurotiales; Aspergillaceae. The transcript has 6 exons. The coding region runs from base 1 to 813 and encodes 270 amino acids.